UGGCCGCAAUGCCUACUGGGAAUAUGAGGAGCCAACUUUUGUUGCUGGCUCCCGCGGAGCCGGGGCGUGCGGCUAGUCGGUGCCCGAGGCUGUGGGACUCUUCGGGAAGCCGGAGCGAUGCUGCUCUUCUGUCCGAGCUGUGGAAACGGGCUGAUAGUGGAGGAGGGACAGCGCUGCCACCGCUUCGCCUGCAACACUUGUCCCUACGUACACAAUAUCACCCGCAAGGUAACAAACCGGAAGUAUCCAAAGCUAAAAGAAGUGGAUGAUGUACUUGGGGGAGCCGCCGCCUGGGAGAAUGUGGACUCCACUGCAGAGCCAUGUCCAAAAUGUGAGCAUCCCCGUGCCUACUUCAUGCAGCUUCAGACCCGCUCUGCAGAUGAGCCAAUGACCACUUUCUACAAGUGCUGCAAUGCUCAGUGUGGACACCGCUGGAGGGACUAGGGGCUGGGCCAACCCAGUUGCGAGCAUGCAUUUGUGUUCUGAGGGUCUUUGUUGGAUGCUGACCCUUCUGUGGUGGAGAGUCAGGGUGUCAGGAAACAGCCCACCUGCCAGUCCACAAAGUCCUUACUGUGCAGGUCCUCGUGUACUGGGUGACACCUGUGAGGAUGUGCAUUUGGAGCCAGGCCUUGCUUCUUCAUCCUGUGCAUUUUGUGGUUGACAUUUCCUUACUGCUGCCAGUACUCUGAACCUGCCGUCUAGCUAAUGGUGAUCUUGAACUGCUGACCUUCCUGUUACCACCUCAGAAGUAUUAGGAUUGAGGCAUAUGAGCCAUGUCUGUUUUAUGUGGUGCUGGGGAUUGAACCCAGGGCUAUCGACUGAGCUGUAUUCUCAGCCUUCAUUUUAAUUUUUAGUUAAAGAAUUAUUUCUCUCUACAGAAGUUAUUAAAAUACCUAUUAAAAACAUCAAAAAAGCACUUUAAAAUUCUGAACUUACACAUUAUACAUCUUGUAUGAAUAAAAUGUUCUGUGAGUUGGAAUUUCUGAAUGAUUUUGGUAGGAAUUUAGAAGGAACCAAAGAAGAGUUUCUCAGGAUGAGGUUCUAUAGUAGAGCCUGUGCCUAGCCUGUAUGAAGUCUGGGUUUGAGCCCUACUUAAAAAAAAAUUGUUUCAAUUCCAAUAAGCUUUGAAAAGUUAUCCAUUUGUUGGAGCAUUAAGGAGAUUAAUUUGGAAGGCAGAAAUUUUAUGCUACAAGUGCUGGGCU
Molecule: messenger RNA, 1202 nt
Organism: Nannospalax galili (Upper Galilee mountains blind mole rat)
Lineage: Eukaryota; Metazoa; Chordata; Mammalia; Rodentia; Spalacidae
Gene: Polr3k
Product: RNA polymerase III subunit K
Exons: 3
Coding region: 118-444 (108 amino acids)
Biological process (GO): DNA-templated transcription; termination of RNA polymerase III transcription
Cellular component (GO): RNA polymerase III complex
Molecular function (GO): DNA-directed RNA polymerase activity; nucleic acid binding; zinc ion binding
Source: RefSeq, a predicted model, not a curated record